ACCCAAUGACAUAUAAAGAGUCACCAUGAGCUUCUGAUGCUCUAGCCAUUUCUGCUCUGUAUACUUCGACCUAUCCUACCUUCUCUUACUUCAAAUAAGCAUUUCUGUCUUUGAUAGAUAAGCCAUGGCUUCGCCGUUGGAAUAUGAAGUUAAACAGACGGUAGAUCCAGAAGAAAUGCCACCUCUAAGCCCAACCCUAUCAUCACUGAGCGAAGACGCCGAAACGAUGACUGGGACUCGACGGGAGAUUGAUGAGGACGCUCUUUCUAUUCUAUCUAAAGAAUCUUGCCCAGACCACGCCGGACGUAAGACAUUCACCGUCCCAAACGACGAGCCAGCGAAGACGGUGUACGAAGCAUGGAUGGUUCUCGACAGCGGGAGUACCGCCGACCGAGUUGCGUGGAAGACGUUUUGCGGCAUCGAGUUCGGUAGCAAAUGGAAGAGCUAUAACGACGGGUUCUUGACUAUCGAACCCCUGGCAUCUUACGCUCAAGAAGAGCUGGCCGAAUUGCACGUGAACACUGUUCAAGAAUACGGUGCCAAGAGCUCUAAGAAGGGAAGAUCGUACGCCCAGGACCUCGCCAACCGAGUCUUCCGUCUCAACGCGGGCGUGUAUAAUCAAAUCCAGUUUGUCAUAGACAACAAGAUCAGGUCAACAAACAGGACUCCGUUCCGCCGCCGUGACUGGCAAGUCGUAGUCCUCGAGGAGGGCGAGUUUCAGAUGACGGAACUACUCCCGGAGCGCAAGAAGAAAAAGGGCCUAUUCCGUCGCCGCCAAGAGCAACCGGCUGUGUCUAAAUAUUUCAUCGUCCUCCGGGGCGAGGAGGUCAAGUCAACGAAAGAGAAGGAUGGCUGGCGGACGUUCAGCCCUUACUCCAACCCCUGGUGGAGAGUUGACGGACGGGAAACCUCUGAGGCGCGCAGAUGUCAUCGCGACCACGUAAAGAGAGUCGACCAGGCACUCGGUGGGAGUCGUGGGCCUAUUAUUCGCAAUAUGGAGCACAGGCCGAGGAUUUAAAAGUUCUAGAUGUUUGGAGUCGACCCUUUCCCCUUUCCGUUUUCUUCCUUUUGAAAUGACGCAACGAUACACGUGAAUGAUGCUAUGAGAUCAAUGGAUCGGUUAUACGGGUUAUGGGAACGAUGUGACGGGGUUACAGGUUUACCAUUUUAUGAUUUCCGGUGUUGUUAGCUUAGGGGGAUUAGGGAUUGUGCUUGGAGGAGGGAUAUGAAACUUUUU
This is a messenger RNA of Daldinia vernicosa, 1237 nucleotides long. RefSeq lists its product as uncharacterized. The record is from RefSeq and is a predicted model, not a curated record. The transcript has 2 exons. NCBI's taxonomy places the organism in Eukaryota, Fungi, Ascomycota, Sordariomycetes, Xylariales, Hypoxylaceae. Bases 125 to 1018 code for a protein of 297 amino acids.